This is a messenger RNA of Oreochromis niloticus (Nile tilapia), 2387 nucleotides long. Its product is annotated as major histocompatibility complex class I-related gene protein-like. Bases 18 to 1100 code for a protein of 360 amino acids. The record is from RefSeq and is a predicted model, not a curated record. The transcript is spliced from 7 exons. Gene Ontology annotation, biological process: immune response. NCBI's taxonomy places the organism in Eukaryota, Metazoa, Chordata, Actinopteri, Cichliformes, Cichlidae. Gene Ontology annotation, cellular component: external side of plasma membrane.
ACUCUAUCUUUCUAAAUAUGACGAUGAAGCUAAUGCUGUUGCUCCUUAGCUGUCACAUUGCUUCUGCAGUGAAACACUCACUGGUGUAUUUUGUUACUGAAUCCUCUGAAGUCCGAAACAUCCCAGAGUUUAUGGCAGUUGCAGAGGUUAAACACACUGAGUUUGGUUACUGUGACAGCAGCAAAAAGGUAUUGGAAACAAGACAAGACUGGGUCCAACAAACAUUAAAUAAUGACAAGGCUCAGUUGGAUUCGUACAAUGAACUUUGCUUUGCGAUACUGCCAUACCUCUUCAGAAAGUGGAUUUCAAAAUGGCAGCAGCUGGCCAGCCAAAGUGAAGCUGUCAACACUUUACAGAUGAUAGAAGGGUGUGAAUGGGAUGAAAACACUGGAGAGGUGAAUGGUGUGAUACAGUAUGGUUAUGAUGCAGAAAACCUUCUUGAAUUUGAUCUUAAAAUGAUGCAAUGGAUUGCACUGAAACCAGAAGCUGACAUUAUCGAACAGGACUGGAAUGCUAAUGGAAACUCAGCAGAAACAAUCUUCCUCACUGAGACUUGUCCUGAUUGGCUGAAGAAAUAUUUGAAAAAUGGGAACAGCACCCUGCUGAGAAAAGUUUUUCCUUCCAUUUCUCUCCUCCAGAAGACUCCCUCCUCUCCAGUCAGCUGCCACGCUACAGGUUUCUACCCUCAAAGGGCCAUGAUGUUCUGGAGGAAAGAUGGAGUGGAGAUCCAUGAGGGUGUGGAUCCUGGAGAGAUCCUGCCCAACAAUGAUGGGACCUUCCAGAUGAGUGUUGGCCUGAAUGUUUCAUCAGUCACACCUGAGGAGUGGAAACGAUAUGAGUGUGUGUUUCAGUUUUCUAACGCUGAGGACAGCAUCAUUACCAACCUGAAUAAAACCGUCAACUGGCGAAAAAACAAAUUUAGACAUGAUCAAAAAAUCCUCAUCAUUGCUGCAGUGGUUGUUCUUGUUGUCAUCAUCAUUGCUGUCACUGUCAUUGCCAUUCACAAAGUGAAAGAAGGCAGAUGCCCUACCUCCUCUCCUCAGAACACGAUAGAACUCUCCAAAAGACACAGACAGACAGAGGAGUCUACACAGUGUUAGCACCUCCAGUUAACACUGUGAACAAACAAGAACCGAGAAGAUUUUCUAUUUCAGUUUUCUUUUAUGUAAACAUGACUUUUUACACAAAAUCUUUUUUCCCUUUGUUAUUGUUUUAAAUUCAAGUUAACUUGUAAUAACUCAGGUAAAAUGCAUUUUAAUAUUUUAUCAUAUCAUAUUUACUAUAGCACUGCUAUAGCUAUUAAUGAUAUAAUGUAUAUAUAGUUUGUAUGGUGUAUGGUAAAUGGUCUGUAUUUAUAUAGCGCUUUUCUAGUCCCUAAGGACCCCAAAGCGCUGAUGAUCAGGUGGUGGGGGAGAAUGCUGGUCAGACGUGUUCCUUGGUGGAUGUGUCGUUGAUUGAGAAAAAAUGAGUAGACACAUGAAUAUGGUGUUCGUUCACACCGUUUUUUAAGAAUCUUUUUCAUUUUGUAGGUUAUUUUGAAUGUGUUAAAAUAACAUUCGGUAAAAUAAUGUAAAGAAGAAUGAGAUUCCUGAGCCCUGAUACAGUCAGAAAUUAAGGAAAAGGCCUGAAAUCCAGCCUUUGGGGGUGUAAUGUAGCACAGAGUGACAGAGUUAUAUGUAAGUGCUUUUGCUGAUAGUUAUUUCUGCUCUAAUCACAUCAGAAAUGUAAUCAAAAUAUAAUCAAGAAUUAAUAAAGUCAAACAAGAAAAUAAUCACUACAAAUAAAUAAUUCUAAUAACCUUUCAACCCAGACGUUCUCUGUGUGUGUACUGCACAACGUCACAUCUGCACUCUUUCUGUGCAGAUGUCACCUUAAACUCGUAUGUGAGUAUAAAGAAUAGAAUGAUGGAGGAAAACAAUGUAUUUUUGUUUAAAAUAAGGAAUCCUGUUGAAAUUAUGCAAAAUGAAGUGAAUUAUGGUAAGUAUGUAUCAAUUGUAAGAAAAUAGCUUUUACUACAGGGGUGAGGGGAGGGGGGAAAGAGAACAACGAGGUCAGCUCAAAUCGGAUUUUUCCAUGUGUUAAGUAUUAUAGUGAAUAAGAGCUUAAGAAUUUAGAUGUCUACACAGUGUUUUGUUAGAAAUGGUGACAGUGUAGAAGUUUCAAAGUAAAGGGACACUAAGUACUAUGAUAAGGUGGGUCAUCGGUACCAUGUGAGACAAAAACAUCGUCAGGUAUCUCAGCCACGGUUGCUCUCAUGGUCACUAAGACAACAAGUUAUUGGGUGAAGGAUGAAAGAAUAGAGAAAACAUCUAGGACAUGUGUAACAGAGCAGGAGCUGUACCUCUAAGCUUGGGUACUCACUUCUGGGAAGUUAGCUGUAUCUGUGG